AUGAUUUAUUAUGUUUGCAAUCCACUCACUAAGAAAUGGGUUUCGCUUCCUCCACCACCACCACCAAGAGAAAGAAAUUGGGUUGUGACUGGUUUCCAUUGUGACGAUCGUUCUUCAUCAUCAGUCAUUUCUACUAGUUACCAGGUUUUUCGUAUACCCAAGUUUGAACCAGCAAAACAGUUUAAAGUUGAAAUUUUUUCUUCUGAUUCGGGUGAAUGGAACACCCAUCAAGUUUCAAGUCCUAAAGACAUUACUUGGGAUUACUCCAGUUAUAACAAUGUCAUUACCCAUAAUGGUGUUUUGUAUUGGAUCCAAACGCAAAACAGGGUUCUAGCUUACAAUUUCAGAAACAGCAGCAAUGGUGACUCUUGUGGUAAUCAGUGUAGAUUGAUUGACUUGCCUGAUGUGGAGUCAACAGAGAAUGAACCAGAUCAUGGUGAUUUUUACUAUAGCAGACAGUGUCUUGGGGUGUCGGAAGGGAUGAACUGUUACGGUAGAAUUACGAGAAUGGACAUGACUUUAAGUAUUUGGGUGCUCGACGAGGAAUGGAAAUUGUUACACAAAGGUGAAGUACCUCAUGACAUGUUAGCAGAAAUCGAGUCUCGGUUGACUGGUGGAUAUAGCUCUGAUACUAUUACACAAAUCCAGUUUUUAGGUUUCAACCCAGUCGACCAAAAUGUGGUUGUACUUGGUCCCAAGAAUAACAUUUGGUCUUACAAUAUCAGAACUCAGGGGUAUCAACAGCUCUGUCAUCCUUCUUUUUUGGCUACCUAUCGUUCCUCCCGUAAUCAGAUGUGGCAUACUUUCGCGUUUUCCCUGAAGCCUUGGCCAACAAUACUUCCACCAGCCUCCUGGAGAUAG
Messenger RNA from Papaver somniferum (opium poppy), 861 nucleotides. Its product is annotated as F-box protein At3g26010-like. The transcript has a single exon. Bases 1 to 861 code for a protein of 286 amino acids. NCBI's taxonomy places the organism in Eukaryota, Viridiplantae, Streptophyta, Magnoliopsida, Ranunculales, Papaveraceae. The record is from RefSeq and is a predicted model, not a curated record.